Ostrinia nubilalis (European corn borer) is the source of this 1112-nucleotide messenger RNA. RefSeq names its product THAP domain-containing protein 5-like. Bases 419 to 988 code for a protein of 189 amino acids. The transcript is spliced from 4 exons. The record is from RefSeq and is a predicted model, not a curated record. NCBI's taxonomy places the organism in Eukaryota, Metazoa, Arthropoda, Insecta, Lepidoptera, Crambidae.
ACCGGCGAAUUGAUUCGUGUGAAGUUAUUUUCUCAGAUUUGGUGCAAUAUUACUGUAAAUAAACUUUUCUGUCGUUUACGUUGAGUUGAUUAAGUUCCUCCGUAUCGGGCGUGAUAAAGUUUGCUGUUCAGUGUUAUGUUUUUUGUGAGAUAGAGACUCUUUUAAAUAAGCUGUGUUUCAACUUCUACAGAAGUUUAAACUCUUAUUUACUUUUCUGUUUAAUGGGUAUGUUAUCUACUUACUUGAAAUAUUAGAUCUAUUACAAAUCUAUUUUUCAUUAUAAACAACCCUAUGUGAUGAAAAUGUAAAUGUACUUUCAAAACUGGUAAAUGCAUGAACCAGGGCAUUGACACUGGUUGGAGAGAAAUUAUAGGCUUUGUUUAAUUAAUACCUAUUUCAUUUUAGGCUUCUACUGAUAAUGGAGAGUAGAAACAACAAGAAGUGCGUUAUUUGUAAUAAGAGGCGAAGUCGUGGUGGAUCACCCUUACUUUUGAGUAGGUUUCCUCUGGAUUCUGACCGUUGUCGAAUGUGGGUUAAAAAUGCUGGCAUAGAAGACUUAGCAUAUGUACCUAUUGAAAAGUUACACCAACUGAAGUUUGUUUGUGGUGGGCACUUCACUCCUGAAUCCUUCAAUGCCAAAGGAACUCGGCUGAAGAACUCAGCUAUUCCAACACUGGAAUUGAGCAAUCCCAUCUUGCCAGAUGAAGUUUUGACAGAGUUUCCUCUUCAUGUAAAAGACUCCAAUAAAGAAAACCUCAAGACAGUUCUUUAUGAUCAUUCAUAUUGCAUUCCAAAGAAGUCAAAUCCAGUUGAACGAGUUCCCCUUACAACUACAACCAAACAACUAAAUUCAACAUGUUUGGGAGCUGUGGAUAUACCAGAUUCUGGUAUUUCUGCGAAAACAACUUUUGAACCUCUUCCUUCUACUUCCAAUGCACCAGAACAUAUGACCUAUAAACCCAUUACUCAUGGUAAGUGUACAAACUAAUUAUUUACCUUCUAAAAUAUGCCUUCCCUCAAACUAAAGAAUGCCACCCUGGAUGCGUUCUGCAGUCUGCAGUCAGGUCAAAAUGAACUUAUAUGUACAACAUUCUAGGUUUCUGUACAUUUUA